Molecule: messenger RNA, 432 nt
Organism: Rhodotorula toruloides NP11
Lineage: Eukaryota; Fungi; Basidiomycota; Microbotryomycetes; Sporidiobolales; Sporidiobolaceae
Exons: 3
Coding region: 1-432 (143 amino acids)
Source: RefSeq, a predicted model, not a curated record
AUGCGAGGGCAGCGGGCGGUCUCUCGUCGACACGAGGAACGGGACGCUGAUGACGAAUCCGGCCAGAGACUAUCCAGUCGUCGACGCUCGUUCUACCCGACUUCGCCUCGAUUUGGCUUUCGUCGACGUAGCUUUUCUCGAACUGCUCGUAGACUCGCCAUGUUGAGCCGGCAUGAUGCUUUCCUACACCGGCUCCCUCUCGCGAGCAUCGCGCUCUGGGUUCGCGUCUAUGCGCCGCCGUUUCCAGCCGCCUCGGUUGAGCACGAUUCCGGGGAGGGCGGUCUGCAAGGCUUCAUUCUGUCGAAUUGGCCGGGCCUGACGUUCCUUUCGUCUGCCUGGUCCACCCGCCGAGAUCCAUCGGCCUCGCCUGUCUCUAUGGCCGCCUGGAUUGCAGGAUGCGCUUGGAUAGAAUCGGUUUAUGUGGUCGAGUGA